AUGUCAGGAAGGGGAAAAGGAGGCAAAGGAUUGGGAAAGGGCGGCGCCAAGCGUCAUCGGAAAGUCCUGAGGGAUAACAUUCAGGGCAUCACUAAGCCGGCGAUCCGGCGGCUGGCUCGUCGUGGCGGUGUUAAGCGUAUAAGUGGACUCAUCUACGAGGAGACACGCGGUGUGCUCAAGAUCUUCCUGGAGAAUGUCAUCCGUGAUGCUGUUACCUACACUGAGCACGCUCGCCGUAAGACAGUGACGGCCAUGGACGUUGUUUACGCUCUCAAGAGGCAAGGCCGUACUCUAUAUGGGUUCGGUGGCUAA
Molecule: messenger RNA, 312 nt
Organism: Fraxinus pennsylvanica
Lineage: Eukaryota; Viridiplantae; Streptophyta; Magnoliopsida; Lamiales; Oleaceae
Source: the annotation of a GenBank genome assembly